Messenger RNA from Trachemys scripta elegans, 3867 nucleotides. It is a transcript of the gene SPATA18, whose product is annotated as spermatogenesis associated 18. Gene Ontology annotation, cellular component: mitochondrial outer membrane. Gene Ontology annotation, biological process: mitophagy by internal vacuole formation; mitochondrial protein catabolic process. The record is from RefSeq and is a predicted model, not a curated record. Bases 322 to 1821 code for a protein of 499 amino acids. NCBI's taxonomy places the organism in Eukaryota, Metazoa, Chordata, Testudines, Emydidae. The transcript is spliced from 13 exons.
GCGCAGUCGUGGCGUCCCUGGCAUCCGAGCACAGCAAACGUCAGUUUGUUUAACAAUCGCGGAGUAUAAAUGCUCAAAUUAGCUAGGCGGCUGCAGGAGGAAGCAGCGCUGAGCCUUGCCCGGAGGCGGUGGCACCAGCAGCCGCGAGGAUCCCCUCGCUGACCUCUCCCUGGUUAGUGCCCUAGGGCUGCUGAUGUGGAGUACCCAGGGGGAGGAUCCAUCUAUGCUGUUAGUCCCGUAGGAAAAGAAACAACAGCUUCCCCUUCCCCUCGCUAACCCAGCCCCAGCCAGUCAACCUCGGCUCUCCGUCGCUGUGUGACCAUGGCCGACAGCUUGCGGAGAUUAAUCAACAACGAGAGCUGCAGGAUUUUGCAGGAGAAGCUGGAGAACUGGUAUAAAGAUUACCACAUUAACUCAUGUGAUCAGAAUCUGAACCGAUGUUGUGAAAUCAUAGAAAUGAACUCCAUGAUUCAGGGGCAACUCUUCACAAUCCUCAAUCAAACCGCUCGAGAAGGUGGGCAUUAUGCAGGUGUAGAGACAAUAAAAUCUCGUCUCCUGCCAUGGCUGGGGACUUGUUUUUCCAGUACUACUUCGGGAAGGCCCUUUGAAACCAGUCUCUCUCUCAUUCAGGAGUCAAUUGAGAAAGAAAGGCAGCUGAGGGAAUUUGCCAGCACUCGGAACCAUGAACUACAACAGCUGGAGAAAGAACUGAACUCAACUCGUUUACAACUCACCUUAGUGCAACAAGAUCUGGCAGAAGCCCAGAUGGCUCUUGAAGACACAAAGACCAAAUCAGCCACUACCCUUUUGGCAGCAGAGGAUGAAAUUGUUCAUCUAAAAGCAGCUCUGAAGGCUUCCCAAGCACAGGAAGAGAGCACUUUGAGGAAUCUGGAUCGUCUGAAUGAUUAUGAGCAACAGGUUCAAAUACUAAAGGAUGAGAUUGCCAUCCUGGGUGCCCAAAAAUCUGUUCUUCACAGCAGACUUGCACGGAGUCGCUCUCCUUCUCCAAGGCCCUGCCGAAGUAGAUCACCUAGUCCUCUUCCACUCAGGAGCUGCUCACCUGGCCGGGCCAGGCUUACGAAUGCUGCACGUCAUGCCCACCUGGUGGCUCGCUUUAGUGAGAUUUAUACUCAAGAACGCUUGGAUGCACAGAACCUUCUGAGGACUUAUAUCGAUGAUCUGGAGAUAGUGCAGAGGAUAAUAUAUGUUGCAGCUGUGGAGUCUUUCCAUGCAGCGAAGAUGGCCUUCAGACAAUUCAAAAUGCGUGUGAGAAAGACUCUGUCUCUAACUUACUCAGGGCCUGAAUCACUUGAAGACACUGUCCUGGAUUAUAUAGUUCGCCAUGAGGAUCUAUAUGAUGUUCAAGCCAGUGUCAAUGAAGUAAUUCGUGCCAUGAAUAUCAAUCCUAAAAUUUCAUUCCCACCAGAAGUUGACUUCAUCAUGAUCAGCAGUUUGAUUCGGGAGUUGUGCCGUGUAGCUUUUUCAAUGCAGACCUUGGUUCCUCCCCUCGAUAUUGCAUUUGGUGCAGAUGGAGAACUUUUUAAUGAGAGCAAAUACCGUCGCAGCUAUGACUCUGAUUUUACCGCUCCCUUGGUGGUUUAUCAUGUGUGGCCUGCUCUGAUGGAAAAUGAUUCUAUUAUUGUGAAGGGAGAGGCAGUUUCAAAGAGAGGUGCUCUGUGGUCUCGCAGGAGCAGGAGUAAAAGCAGAAGCAGAAGCCGCAGCAUGAGCCCUAUUCUGUCUCAUUCUGCAAGCCCCAGCCGCACCUUGUUACCUCGAAGUCGCAGCCCUUCCCCAAUAAGGAGCGGAAGCCCAAGACUUUAAAUUAACUGGAUAUGUUUCUGUGAUUCUGUACAUCCGGAUCAGUCAACUUCAGUGGUGCCUCCUCCUGUUCCAAGAGUACCUCAAACCUCACUUAAGAUAAUGUGAAUGGCAGUUUUGUGUUACUCCAAAGGGAGGGUUAAAUGUCAUUUUUGCUUAGUGUGUUUUUAUAAGUUUAGUAGAGUUUUUUUAUCAUUAUAGAAAUUAGUUGAACCAAUUUGAUAAAAAAAAAUUGCAUAGACAUUUAGGAUCAUACUCCCUGUGGCAUAGAGUUUACACAGCUCUUAGCAACCCUUGCAGAAAUAGAGCAUCAGAUCUAAGGAUCACAUCUAGAACAUUUUUACCUGAAACAAAAGGAUGCCAUUUAUUUUGACAACAUAUUUAAUAUCACAUGAACAUUACAACUUGUUGAGAUUAGCUGUUACUUGAAAACAAUGUCACUAGAUGGUGCUUAUGUACAUUUCUAGAAGGCAGCACUAAUCUCAGGAUGAAACUUUUAAUUACGUGAAUAGCAUUGUUUUGUCACUAAUGUAUCAACUGAAAGUGGUCUCUGUUGUCUGACUGAUGAAAUACCGGUAGUUUAUGACUGGCACAAGUGACUACAGCAUUUCAGUCUCCGGGUCUUCAGUUACAUUGAUUUAUGAAAGCACACAGCUAAUGGGUUGUAUGAAGUGUUGUGCUGGUUUUGGCAUGGAAUUCACUAUGCUUGUUAAAUUCAGUCUGUUACUGAAGAAAGGAAUCUCACUAGUGGUUGCGAUUUGGACCUUAUUGAUAUUUCAAAAGUGUGUCACUGAACAUAUUGAGGUUUGAAAUACUUGCUUGGGAUGCAUUAACUAUUCAGUAUCUCCUCCAAGUACACACAGAACAAGAUUUGAGCCUUCAUUUGAACACAAUCACAAAAGUUUGACUGUUAAAGACAGUAAUUUGCUGCAUUCUGAAUUAAAUAAUUGAUUAUUUUGGUCUCAGAAGUAUAUUGGUUCUUCUGUCAUUUUAAAGGAUUUCUUGUCCAUUUUGUAAAAAGUUCAUGUUAAUAUCAGAAUAUUUGUUUCUAAGAGAACUGAUUUUCUUUUUUCUCUCCUGAACCUCAUCUGUAGGGCCAGCCUUAAAUACAAGCAACACAAGUGACUGCUUGGAGCCUUGUGCUUUUACAUAGGAACCUAGGAUGUUUAAUAAUGGAUCUGACCAUUAGUUCAUCAAGUCCAGUAUCUUGUUUCAGUCCAAUACCUGAUGCUUCAGAGGAAAGUGGAAAUUUCCCAUAACUCAGCUUCCUGGUUGUGGAAUGUAAAUGGCUGCAGGCAGGAGGAAUUCCUUCCUGUCCCAUGUUGCAAUCAGCUUAUGCCCCGAAACAUGAGAUUUCCUUACUUUCAUUGUAACAAAAUCCAUAGUUGUACACGCUGUUAGUCAUGAAGUUAUUUAACUCUUUAAAAAUUCACCUAUAUUCAUUAAUUCCAUGACCUCUCUUAGGGGGACUUGUGCAGACUUGGUACACUCCCUUCUUCCUCCCCACAUCUGCAGGGCUGUUUGAGGCUCUACAAACUUUAAAACCAGACCAGCCCAACUUCACUAUACACUACUGUAACUAUAAUGUCACAAUUGGUGCCUGUAUACACAAACCGUGGGCCUGAUUCAGCUCUGACCCUGGUUUUAUACAUAUGUAAUGUAAAAGUUACUCCUGAUUUACACCAGGGUGAGAGAUCUGUGGGGGCUGGUAUAUGCAGAAUCAUUUCCACAGGUCCUCAGAAUGAAGUGAGAGACGCACCGAAAUGGAAAAGGCACUCAAGUACGUGGUGGGCUCUCUUGUUGUCUGUGAAAAUCAGUGCACAUAUGGCCUCUGAAAUGAACAUUUAAAGAAGUUUGUUCCGUCUUAUAAGCUCUUAUAUUGUUAGUUACAGCCAGGGAGCUGGGGUUAUGGUUAUUCUGUAUACUUACACAUCAAUCCCAUUAUUAAUAUCUCUAGAUAAAUGUCUUGAUUUUGAGCACUGGCAGCACUGAAGUCAGUGAUCAUAAGAAUGGCCAUACUUGGUCAGACCAAAGGUCCAUCUAGUUCAG